AGCUGACUUAUGGAUAAGAACAUGUUCCAGUCGUUCGUAAAGUUGUGCGUAACUUUACGAACAGCUUUAUGAAACACCACCCAUGUGCAUGCACACGAUCCGCAUUCAAUGCAAAUACAGAAUUGCAUGCUCAGGGGAUGGCCUUAUUCAUCGCCGAGCAACGCAUUCUCUUACAUCACCAGUAACCAAUCAGAGACGAGGAGUGUGAGACAACAGACCAAUCAGAUUGCUUCCGCGUGUUUUCAAGCUCGCUGCUCGAUAAAUAACCUCGACAAUAAUAUUGCACGUAUAUUGCAUGCAUCUUGCGAGUUCUUCAUUCAUUCUGAAACAGAAAGCUGAAGCUGAAAAUAACUUGGACAGCACCUUCUCUAGACGUUUAUAAUAGUCAUUGAAUAAUCCGAAGAUUUUGGCAGUUGUACUUGCAGUUGAAUCUACUGAAUGAUGGCUCAUAUCGCAAGAAAUUCAAAUAUGAACACUCUUGGUUUAAAAAAGCUGCAGAAUCUUGACAAUGAGAACGCUGGUGCAAGGCUUGGUGCAAAGAGCAUGGCUGUUCAAAAGCCUGCACAGAGAGCUGCUCUGGGUAACAUCAGUAACACGAUGCGAACCACACAGGUUGCUGGUAAAAAGGUUGUGAAGAAAGAUGUAAGGACAAAAACAAUGGUAAAAUCCAAGGCUACGUCAUCACUUCAAUCUGUAGCAAGUUUACCUGUUCCUGUGGACAACGUCAAGCCAGAUAUCUGCAGGUCACCGUUGCCACAAGUAGUUGACAAAAUGGAGGUAGAUUCUGUGGAAUCGGCAAUUGAAGCAUUUUCUCAACAACUGAUCGCUCUGCAAGUAGAAGACAUCGACAAAGACGACAGUGACAACCCUCAGCUGUGUAGUGAAUACGUCAAAGAGAUCUACCUGUACAUGAGGAGCUUAGAGAAGAGAAUGGCCGUGCCCGCUGCCUAUCUAGAUAGGGAAGGUCAGCUGACGGGUCGUAUGCGUCACAUCCUUGUCGACUGGUUAGUUCAAGUUCAUCUGAGAUUUCAUCUUCUCCAAGAGACACUCUUCCUCACAGUACAACUCAUUGACAGAUUCCUGGUUGAUCACACGGUCUCAAAAGGAAAGCUGCAGCUUGUUGGUGUAACAGCGAUGUUCAUUGCCAGCAAGUAUGAAGAGAUGUACCCUCCUGAAAUCAAUGACUUUGUUUACAUCACUGACCAAGCAUACACCAAGUCACAGAUCAGACAGAUGGAGAUUGUCAUGUUGAAGGGGCUAGGCUACAAUCUUGGCAAACCUCUGUGCCUUCAUUUCCUCCGACGCAACUCAAAGGCAGCUAUGGUUGACCCAAAGAAGCAUACUCUAGCUAAGUUCCUGAUGGAGAUCACUCUACCAGAAUACAACAUGGUGCAAUACGAUCCAUCUGAGAUUGCUGCAGCAGCCCUCUACAUGUCCAUGACAUUAUUAGGUUCAGAAGGAGACAGCUGGGGAGCUAAGAUGACACAUUACAGCAUGUACAAUGAAGAUCACAUCAGACCCAUUGUUAGGAAGAUGGCACAGGCUGUUAUCAGGAAUGAUGCUAUGACAGAAAAGUAUCAUGCUGUAAAGACCAAAUACCGCAGCAGUCGAUUCAUGAACAUCAGCACUCUCCCAGAGCUGGAAUCCAGUCUUAUCAAAUCAUUAGCAGAAGACGGUGAAGAACGUAUGUGAGAGAUCAGUAGGAUCAAAGACUUGAAAGACAUAUUUGACUAUGAAACUUGUCUGCAGAAAUGGACUGCUCCUUGAUUCAGUGUCUUGCUUUCAUUCAGAAUCGAUGAAUGCCAUGUGCAAUGCAUUCCAGUUGAAAUUGAAUUCCCUAGCUCGAGCGUACGUGGAACAUCCUUGAUCUGAGAUGAUCCCUGCAUUGCAUCUUUUGGAGAAAUUCACCAAUGGUGCCAUUGCAAUUUCUCGCAGGUUCAUUUCAUUAUCUUUAGACUCUUCUGCCAAAGGGAUUUAUCCUGUCACGUUAUGUGGAUUACAUCCGUCGGGUGAAUUAAAGUUGUCAGAGUGUAUAAGUUUCGCUAACUCCAAAGUUGGGUCGGAAAGGCCAGGUCUGUCAAAGGUAAAACAUGCAAGAUAAACAGAUGAAAUGUAAAUAGGACAGAUGCUAGUAUUGGAUAAACAGGAUUGCUUAAUAGCCUUGCCUUCAUAACCUUGCUCUCGGAAUAAUGAUGGGUUGAAAAUGGAAAUGAAUUGUCGCAAGUUAUGUACUGACAUUUACUAUUAAAGUUAGCAUGCUUGGCUAAUGGGGUCGGGAGAUAGAAGUUCAGAUUUUAAUCAUUUUAUAAACAAAAUUAGAUCUCUUCCUUAAAAAAAAUAAUUUGAAUUAAGUGUAAUAUUGGUAUGAAAUUAGCUCACAUUUUUUAAUGUAAAUUAUGUUAUGUAUUCAUUAAUUUAAAUCCUGCACAGCAUGCACUUUUUUAACCAACUUUUGAAAUAUUUGCACCCAAAAUAUCAAAAGCCACCUUACAUGUUCACAAGAUAUUUGUUGACAUUUUUUAAAUAUCCUCAGAACUAACACGAUUACUGCAGCUGAUAUUGUGAAAGUAUGCAAUAUUUUUAUCAGGAAAUCACAAAAUUUCAGCCGCAGGAAGAUCAAUAUCAAUGUCAACAUAAUGAUGCAACUGGUCUCAUCAGUGUAAACUUUAGUUGUGGUUCUUUUUUUUUUUUGGGGGGGGGGCAAAUUUUCUCCCUACUCAUAAAUUCCAUUAAAGUACGGUAGAAAGAAAUGAUAAAACGAGUUUAAGAAAAUGAUUGAGCAAGAAAGUUAUGAGCAUUUGAACGUUGAUCACCUUUGUUAUGGACAUCCUCCCAUUGCUUAUGUGACCAAUAUUUGUGAUGUAACUCUUGUGAGAGUCCCCAAUUUUUUUCUACAUAAAGUUCUUUUUGCCACUUUUAUCAAGUCUAUCCAUAGAUCGGGUUUUUCUUUUUCAUUAGAGGAUAUGCGAGGUUCAUAAAUUACACCAUGGACAAUGGGUUUUUGUUGUCAGAAUUAAAAAAAAAUAGAUGUUUAGGAAAAUUUUAAGUGUCCAAAGGCGAGAUGUUAGUGUGUAAUAUCACAAAUCUUGGUUAUAUUGCUAAUGGGAGGUUGUCCAUACAUAGCAUUGGUGAUUUUGACAUUCAAACGCUCGUACAUGUAACUUUCAGUAAUUGCUCUUUGAUUUUCUUUUUCUUUCUUAAUGCAAGCUUGUUUCAAGGGUUUCAUUCUCAUUUUGUUUUAUUCAUUGCAACGACUACUUUUUUAGUAAAAUGUGUUCAUUCAUUUAAAAGUACAACUUUCAUCUCAAUAUUCUAUUUGGGUGUAUUGUGAUCAGGCAGGCUUAAUCAAAUUGUAACUUCUUUUUUUUCAUGCUUCAAAGGCCAAGUCCAUACCAACAAUUCAAUUUGAAUAUUAAGAAAAUCAAUCACAAAACUGAAAAAUAAAGUUCUGGUAGUUGUAAAGAUCCUUUUGUAUAGGUUUCUUACAUGCUUUCAUUAACUUAUAGAUAAUAUAAUAAAAAUACCUAUUUAUCUCCCAUUUUUAUUUGAAUUUCUGGUGUAAUCUAUUCUCAAACAUUGUUUGGGUUGACUUGACCUUAACAUGUUCCAACAGCAAAAGUACUGUACUAAAUUGUGCAUUUUAAAUGGAUAGAACUUCAUUGACAUUAAAAAUGUAUUUAUACCAGUACCUGAUGCAACCAGGUUCUAACAUAAAAUUAGAGCUCACUGGAGAGUUUUGUAUAUCAUGAUAAGCUUUUAAUAAACUACUAUCUUGCUGUGAAAUGAAUUAUGCAGAGUACAAAAUGUUCAUGGGGGUGCAAUGCUGUUGCACCCCCAUAAAAUAAACAAAUGAAAAGUUUAUAUGCAUACUACAAAAAAAAGGUAAACACCAAUGUAAUUAAGUGGCAAUAACUAUCAAAAAGUAUGUAUGAAGCUUGAAUUCAAAUAUGUAUCCAAUCUGCAAGAUUUUCCAUAUUACAAUGCACUACGUAUUCAUCAGGGCUGCCACUUUUUCGAAUUUAAGUCUGAAUUUAAAGGACAAUCCACCCUAACAAAAAGUUGACUUGAAUAAAAAGAGAAAAAUCCAACAAGCAUUAUAACAGAAAAUUUCAUCAAAAUUGGAUGUAAAAUAAGAAAGUUAUGACAAUUUAAAGUUUUGCUUAAUUUCACAAAACAGUUAUAUGCACAUCCUGGCUGGUAUGCAAAUGAGGAGACUAUGACGUCAUCCACUCACUAUUUUGUAUUUCAUUCUACGAGAUAUGAAAUAUUCUAAAUUUCUCAUUUGAAGUGAUACAACGAUUAAUUCCUCCCUGACAUCCGAUUUGGAGAAAUUUUCAGCACUAUGCUAGUUUGAUUUUUCUCUAUUUAUUCAAAUCAGCAUUUUCCUGGGGUGGACUUGACCGUUAGCAAUAUUCUACCAUACGAAACACAUUAAGGGGUCAUUCUCCAUUUACAGACAUAUAGAGUUCAAGUGGCAUCCCUUUUUUUAUGUUCCAGGAUUAGAUGGGUUGCACAUUUCAACUUAAGUUAAUCAUGUUAUUUUUAGUCUUAUUUGCAAAGUGGAAAAUACAUGUAGUGGCUUUUAAUUGUAUACAGUACCGUAAUAAAGAUUUAUUGAUAUUAUA
This is a messenger RNA of Lytechinus pictus (painted urchin), 4625 nucleotides long. Its product is annotated as G2/mitotic-specific cyclin-B-like. The transcript has 7 exons. The record is from RefSeq and is a predicted model, not a curated record. Gene Ontology annotation, cellular component: cytoplasm; nucleus; cyclin-dependent protein kinase holoenzyme complex. Gene Ontology annotation, biological process: mitotic cell cycle phase transition; regulation of cyclin-dependent protein serine/threonine kinase activity. NCBI's taxonomy places the organism in Eukaryota, Metazoa, Echinodermata, Echinoidea, Temnopleuroida, Toxopneustidae. Gene Ontology annotation, molecular function: cyclin-dependent protein serine/threonine kinase regulator activity. Bases 439 to 1692 code for a protein of 417 amino acids.